Molecule: messenger RNA, 2923 nt
Organism: Capra hircus (goat)
Lineage: Eukaryota; Metazoa; Chordata; Mammalia; Artiodactyla; Bovidae
Product: translation initiation factor IF-2-like
Exons: 4
Coding region: 1-1179 (392 amino acids)
Source: RefSeq, a predicted model, not a curated record
AUGGAGAGGAGCGUAGAGGAAGAGGAAAAGCGCCAGGCUGACUUCCAAUACCCUCCUCGCUCCCCACCGCCGCGCGGGCAGGGGGCAGGAGAGCCCGACGCCCGCACGGCCCGUCCUGCCCCCUCCCCGGCGCCCCCUACCCCGCACCGCCGCCGCCGGGUGCCCGACGCGCGGGGCCAGGCCGGGGCGGGGGUCUCGAGGGGCGGGGUGAGGGACGAUUGGGCAUCCAGCGAGCGGAACGGCGGCGAGGGGAGUAGCGAAGUGACUCACUGGCUCUGCAACAAUAGAACUGACAAGUUGCAGGGAACGCGCCGCUCGCAGGCCCGCGUCUGUUGCCGCCGCCGCCCGGACGUCCCCCGCGGGCCCCGGGGGUCGGAACGCAUCCCCCGGGUGCGGAGUUGGGGCGAGGGCCGGGGGCGCCUCUGCUCCGGCCGGGACACGGCGUCGCCCCGCAGCCCCCAGCCCCGCCACAGCGUCCCCCUCCCGCUCGCCGGCCCGCAAUUACCUGCCGCCCCGUCUCCGCAUCCAACCACCUCGAUUAAAGUUCACUUUGGCCGGGAGAGCGGGCUCGGGCUUCCCCUUGCACCUCCCGGCGGUUCGGCUCACUUUGCCCAGCGCGAGCUCUCGGAUCCGGGCCGGGGAGGCGGCUUUCGGGCCUGGCCGCCCCUUCCUCCCGGGGCGGGCUGGCGGUCCCCCCGAAUAGAACUUGUGGGUCUCCUCAGGCGGACAUUUUUUUCGCUGAGGCAGCCUCAGCACCGCGCUCGGCUCGGCUCCGGAUCCCUCCGCGCCGGGAAGAGCCCCGGGUUAACCCCUUCGUCCCCGUCCCGCUCCCGCCGCCUGCGCCGAGGAAGUGGGGCCAGCGGAGGGGGCGGGGAGGAGCCGACGGGAACGGGGAGGGGCCGCCGCGCGGCUGGCGGACAAAGCCGGCGGUGGGGUGAGGCGGACCGGAGCGGGUGGGGAGGGGCGGGAGGCACGCGCAGGCACCCCGUGAGGCAGGGCCGGGCCGCCUGCGCGGAAGCCUGGUCGGGCCCUCGGGAGAUGGGCGGCAGCCGCCGUGGCGCCUCCCCCAGCCCGUUCUGCUCUGGCCUCUCUUCCCGAAGCGGAGCGGCGGACACGCAACAGCGGGCGCAUCUGGAUCCGCUGCCGAGGCCACCUAGCCCGAGGCCGCAAGAAUCCUGAAAGGCUUUCCGGAGCAAGCCGCGCUGGACGCCGGACGCCAGACUUGGCUUGGCCCGGAGGCUCCGGCCCCAGAAGGCUGCGCAGAGCUCGCCGCGGAAGAUGAGUGCUUGGGGAAGAGAGACCGGCCACCUUGGCGGGCUCUUGGAGUAGUCCUCUCUUCUUACUGAUUUCCAAUCAAGACUACCGGGUCGCACCGCGAGAAGAGUUUUUGUAAUGGAUCAAGCCAGUCCCUUCGUUUUAGAGACGGCCCAGGUAGGUUCUGUCGCACAGCCGCAGUCUUGGCGCAAGUACUGAACUUGGCCUGAAGAACCCCAAACGGAGUAGAAAGACUACAAAAUAAUUAAACCUCAGUUUCUUUCCGGAAAUCUAAGUAAGGUUUUCUCCAGUAUCAGCCAAGGUUUGACUCUUUGGGGUCAGUGAAUGCAGGGUAAAGACCAGUAAGGACCGGGCAGAAGAAACUUGAGGAAAGAAGACAUAGGCAGAGUAACACUGAAAAAUGCAGCCUACACCAGGAAGGCAAGAAGGAGCCUUUGGAGGCCAGAUUUGCAUGGAAACAAGAAGAUGGACUCAGUUGCAGAUAUGCGACUACUAUACAUUAUUACAAAUAGAGCUGUCCAGCGGAAGAAGGCAGUUGUAGCUUGAGGGUAAGGGUUUCCAUGACUUUGUCAUCUGCCACACUCUGUAUUUGUGCCAGAUUCUGUAGCCUCCCCUGUAUCUACUCCCCCUUAUCUGGGUAAACAACCACCCUGCUGCUUAACGUCACAUCCCUGGCCUAGCUAUCUACUAUAGAAUGUGGUUCCAGUGUAAGCAAAUUAGCCAAAUUCCAACCUAAAUAACCUAGCAUAGUUCCAUUCCCUGCUGCAGUUACUGGUUGGCAAUGUGCAUGACACAAUUUGGGCCAACGUUGGGGUCUUCGGGGAGAGUUUUUGUUUGUUUCAUAUUCCAAGAGAGCUUCAAAGGCAACCUCCUGUUUCUGCGAGUGCUCAAGAAAUCCAGAAGCAUUUAAAAGCAACCCAAAAAUGUGAAGGAAUAUCACCAGCGUAUUUUAUGGGGAAAAAAAAAAAAGAACAAGGAACUCCUGGACUUUGGACCGCCAUCUUCCAACCAGCAGGUCCUGCCAGGUGGAAAUAAAGUAGACGGUGAUGUUUUCAAGUCUCUGAUCACAGCUUAUGAACCCAGGUCUGCCGUCAUUGACAGAACCGACAGGGUUAAAGUACUCUGCUUUUUGUAAUCUAAUGUGUUCUAAGCGAUAUAAGGCCCAGUGGCCAUUUUUUGUAGCAAAGGCCCAAACAUCAAGAAGAGAAGUCUAAUUAGAACUGUUAGGCCUCAUUCCAUCAGAAAUAGUCUCAGUGGUAAAACUGAGAUGCAAUCUUCACGAGAGGAGAAAGUAUGUAAUCCCAUUCAAGGAUUUAUGCUAUUUUCAAGAGAAAAGAAGAGCCAGUUUCUUCUCAUCCUUCUCUUACAACUAAUUUAGAAGAAGAAAUCACUGCUCAAACCCUCAGUCAUGGAGGCUCCCUCACUCCUUUGAGGGACUGACUGGUAAAGUUUCAUAUCUGUUAUGACCCAUAUUGUUAUAUAGUUUAUUUUCCUCAGUAGAUUAAACACUCCUUAAAGGAUGGGGCUGCCACAUGUCUGUCUGUAGUGUGCACUUAACAUAGUGCCAGGUGUAUAGUACACACUCAAAAAAGGGAGGCUGGAAUUAAAUCUGUCAAGUAUUUGACAUUAAACAUGAAUUUAUUCUUCA